GGAGUGAGCUGCGAGUCUCACUGACACACUGGCCGCAGUACUGAUAGGAGCACAGCGCGGCUGGGGUCCGGCUCUUUGGCUAAUCUGUACCAUUUGCGCUGUUCGGCAACGAUAUCACCCAGGGGGGUGGGUUUAUAUUCUGUGCACGCGUCUCGGAACACGGACAUAGGCGCGCGCCCUUCACUUCCUUGCACCCUGCUGAUGCAUUUUGGACAUUUCGGCGCUUGUGUUCUGCAUGCCUGAUCGUGUGGAUGACAAGGAUGCUGAAGUAAAUACGAGGUGCAUUUGGGAAUGAGAUAACAGACGGAAUAGGGGACACGGAAGCGAAAAUGCGAGGCAGCGGCGGAAGCGGCGCGCGCGGUGCAGGUGGAUGGCCGACCUGAUGCUACACAGAGCAAGAUAGAGACACCGACAAGCAGACAGAGAGAGAGUGAGUGAGAGUGUGUGUGUGUGUGUGUGUGUGAGAGAGAGAGAGAGAGAGAGAGAGAUCGUAUGCUGUAGUGCUGCCAUGCUAUACUAGCCGGGUGUGUAAGUCGCGAGCUGUGAUCGCCAUGCUGCCCGGGGUCGGUGUGUUCGGCACGAGCCUGACAGCGCGGGUGAUCAUCCCGCUGCUGAAGAGUGAGGGCUUCUCCGUGGAGGCGCUGUGGGGCCGUACGCAGGAGGAGGCCGAGGAGCUGGCCAAGGAGAUGGACGUGCCCUUCUACACCAGCCGCAUCGACGACGUUCUUCUGCACCAGGAUGUGGAUCUGGUGUGCAUCAAUCUUCCGCCGCCGCUCACCCGACAGAUCGCCGUCAAAACACUGGGAAUUGGCAAGAAUGUCAUCUGUGACCGCACGGCCACACCGCUGGAUGCCUUCCGAAUGAUGUCAGCAGCGCAGUACUACCCCAAGCUGCUGAGCAUUAUGGGUAACGUUCUGCGCUUUCUUCCGGCUUUCGUGCGUAUGAAGGAGCUGCUUGAGGAAGGCUACGUGGGAGAACUGCUGGUCUGCGAGGCACAGGUCCACGGCGGCAGCCUCUUGGGCAAGAAAUACAACUGGAGCUGUGACGACUUGAUGGGAGGUGGAGGACUUCACUCUGUGGGCAGUUACAUCAUCGACCUGCUUACGUUCCUGACCAGCCAGCGUGCCAUCAAGGUGCACGGCUUCCUCAAGACUUUCAUUAAACAGACAGACCACAUCAAGGGCAUCAGACAGAUCACCAGUGACGACUUUUGCACUUUUCAAAUGGUGCUGGAGGGUGGAGCCUGCUGCACGGUGACGCUCAAUUUCAACGUGCCGGGUGAGUUCCGGCAGGAGGUGGUUGUGGUUGGAACGGCUGGACGGCUCACGGUGAGUGGCACGGACUUGUAUGGACAAAAGAAUAGUGGCAUGGGAGGCCGUGAGUUGCUGCUCAAGGACAGCACACCUUUAGGCAAUGCCUCGCUGCCUGACAAGGCCUUCAGCGACAUCCCUACGCCCUACCUCACUGGCACCAUCUGCAUGGUCCAGGCGAUACGGCAGGCCUUCCAGGGCCAGGAGGAUCGGCGGACUUGGGACGGCCGGCCGCUCACCAUGGCCGCCACAUUUGAGGACUGUUUGUAUGCUUUGUGUGUGGUGGACACAAUCAAGAAGUCCAACCAGUGUGGCGAAUGGCAGAACAUCGUAGUGAUGACCGAGGAACCUGAGGUCAGUCCAGCCUACCUGAUCAGUGAGGCCAUGCGACGCAGCAGGAUGUCACUGUACUGCUAGAGCUACUUGAGUGAUGACUGAAUAAAUGUGAAAGGAAUUUGGAAAUAAAUGACUGAAAUUUAAGCUGGAAUUAAAACAAAGCCUACUGAAUAUCAUGGUUAUAAAUUGAAGGAUCAGGAAUGCAAACAGCAGUAUACUCUCUGCAUUCUUUGAACACCACUGUUUCUGGAUUAAAUUACACUGGAUUUACGGAGGAUGAGUGUACAGCAGAUAUUUUCAACACUGGAGAACACCAAUUAAAAAAAAAAACAUUGGUCUGUCCUCCUUGCAUGGUGAUGAAUGUGCAAACCCAAUGGGUUGUCCUGUGUAUGUGUCUUCUGUGUGAGUGUGUGUGUGUAUGUAUGUGUGUGUGUGUGUGUAGAACAUUACAAAAAUCAAUAGUUUGGCUGGUAGGCCUUUUAGAGAGGAACUCCCCUCUGGUUAAUUACGCAAUAAAUCUGCCUAGAUAUGCUUGUGUCUGAAAUACAAAGGAAUGGCUUGUUUUUUAGCUGUGUCUGCAGAGGAUAGUGUAAUCCCAGCAUGCUAGCACAAGUCUACCGUUCCUUUACGUUUUAGGCACAAAUUUUGUUCUUCUGAGCUUAUAUGAAGCUGGCCAGCUUGUUACUGAGCUUAAUGUAUCCAGCGUUUGAUGCAAAACCAAACCAGUCUUGCAUGCAAAGACAAAAGCUGUGAAUCACAUCUCAAACAAUCAGCAGUGGCCUCUGGUUAGCACAGCGUGGGUAGGUGUUCCAGCAUGCAGCCGCCUGCACUGUUACAGCAUUGCACUUGAAAAUAAUGACUAUAAUUAAGACCUAAGCAAACAAGUGGUAUAUGUGGCAGACAUACAACAUGGAGCGAAAUAGUAAACACCCCUGCUGUUUUACAGAUUCAUGGUCAGCAUACACUAAGUGUCAUUGAGUUGUUACAUGGCAGAAACAGUUAAAUGAACAAUAUACUGUAUAUAAAUAAUACAUCCUUGUGUCAUAAUUAGAUUUUCUUGCACAUUGUUGAGGGCUAGACACAGUGAUUAUAAGCCUAAAAAAUAUGUAUACCAAAAUAUGUUCCAAACAAUGCAAAAAUCCCUACGCAAUGCUUAGUGCUGUCUCGACCACCACAUGAGCUACAUUUCUAGUGCAUAAUUGUCUACCAUAUUCACUAUUAGAUAAUGAUUACAUCAAUUUAUUUCUAACAUUGACCUACAAGCCAAAAGAUUGAUUUUUUUUAUUUGUUUUGGUUUAUUUAGGCAUUGCUAAUAUAUUACAAAGCUCUAAUAUCUAUCCUGCUGUUUCCUUUUCCUGUUUAUGUUCCAUUUUGGUAAUGUACCACUUCAGGCAUGACAUGGGUGGUAUAAAAGGGUAAGACGUAACUGGUCAUAACUGGUGGUAAAAAUCACCAACGUAAUGCAAAGACACCACAGGAUUAGUAGCAAGAGCUAAUUCCUGUCACUGUGUUAUUUUGUACAGUCUAACGUCACGCCGCUUGUGAUGCAACGAAAUGAAAGUUCUUGGCCGAAAACUGAAAAAUUGCUAGAUUUUAUAACAUUGGCUUUUUCACGCUAUAAAAAAAUUUUAUUUGUUUAUUUUUUCUUAUUAUUUAUACUUAAAAAUAAAUCUUAAUUGAAGGCCUAUAAUGUUAAUAAACUAUAAUCACUAGCAUUGAAAUUGUUACACAUGCUUGAAACCGUGAUGCACACAUGUAGUGCAAACUGAGCAGGUCAUAAAUCAGCUACAAGUUCAGGGUUGCCAGAUUGGCCGCAGUUUACUAGAAAUCACCCUGGACAUGUAACAUAUGAAAAAUUACAACUACACACCCACGGACAAUUUCUUUAGGCUCACAAUGAUUAUUGAAAUUUCAGGGGUUGCAUUUGGUAAGAUUGGGGAUCUUUCCUAACCUGGCAACACUGUACAAGUUUCUGAUACAGUUUUUACUGCAUAAUCUUAUUUCUAGUGUUGUAUUUUAAAAUGCUGUAUUUAAAAAAAUAAAUAAAUCCAAUAAAUAAAUCCAUUUCUGUUAACUUUUCGCAGCGUUUGUACUCUUUCGUCUGAGAACAGGACGUGUUGUGCUCGAGCGUUUUCGGCCAAAAAUUUUCAGUGGGUGAAAUUUCUAGUACUACUGUAAUAAAUAUUACAACCUUUAUUCAACUGUUUGAAAAGUGUCAUGGUAAAUGAACUGUCAGAAAAAUUUAUUUUGAGAAUGUUGUUUUGUCAUUUUGUCGAGUGUGAGAUUUUCUUUUUCUUUUUAAGCUGGCUGUGAAAAAACAUCUGCUGUACAUAACUACAUCCAUUUUUAUACAUGCUAUGCGUAAUAUAGACAUAUUUAUUUUUGCCUUUUGGAUGUUUUACGUUGAAGUAGGUAUUCUGUGUCUUGUAUGAGAGGUGCAUUGACGCCUUUGGUUUAGACGCUUCUCCAAGAGAGGUACAGCACUUCCACUGUGAUGCUACUGUCCAUGUGUGACCAAAAUCAGACUUUUUUAAAAAAUCUUUUUUUCCAGUUUCAUAGCUGGUAAUUUACGCAUUAUGGUUAUAUGAGACUACACAGGAGGCUUGGCAUGAAAAUCAUCUCUGGAUGUGCAUAUUUAUAAUAUUCGCUUCCUAAAAAUGCCUCUUUCCUCCUCCUCUACCUGAUAUUUGUGCUUGCGUGCAUGCUAUUCUUAUAAUCCUAAACAGACGGAUACUGUUUCAGUCGACCAGUUUCAGUGACCUUUCACCUCCUUCUCUAAAUCAUGUACAUCCGCUCCACUCGAUUUGACAUCUAUAGAUUUUUUAGAAUGAUUUUUAAACUGGGAAAUGAUUUCAUUUCAGGGAUCUCAUUACGAAAAGAAGGACGGAUGCCCUGCAGCUUGCAUUCGCUCGGCUUUCUGUUUAAUUACACGUCCCUACAGGUCACGGCUCCAGUUCACUUCACUAAUUGAUCUGAUGAUCACAAAUCAUGUUUUCUCAGAGCAGAAACAAGCUGCAGCAUUUUAGCUAGCAUAGAGCCUGGGAUAAAGACCUUGCAAUUGCAACUAUUAUUGAUACCUUGCAAAUACGAGUAACUAUCAUGAAAACAGCUUGGGACGAUAUGCGGGUGUGGUUUAUGAAGUAAGAUCUCCGUUAAAAGACACAGUAGGAGCAUGUUCGUUAUAAAUCAGACGCUGGAUUACAAAAAGGAUUACAAAAUGAAAUCUGAUUCAAUUUGAUAUCAGAAGAGACUGAUAUCAGAAAAGCUUGAUGUUAUCUGAGUUCACCUGAGGCAUCCUUUCAGAUUUUAUUCCUCAAAUAUCCAGAGAUGAUUCCUGCAGUGAAAUGUAAAAAGUUUUUAAAAUGAUUAUUUAUUUAUUUAUUUUUUAACGGGACAGAUCUUAUCACCAGUAAUGAUGUCUUUGGGAAUGAGAUAAAUGAAAAGAUUAUGUUGCUUUGUAAUUCGAAUAUGGUUUACAUUGUCUCCACCUUCAAGCUCUGUCCUCGUACAGCUGCUGUAGUAAUCCAGUUAUGCAAAUAGCAUAAUAUUACAGAUUGCAGAUGUAAGUGUGAUGUUAUUGCGUCCUGAUGAGUUUUCGCCUCAAAAAUACCAUACUUGUGAUUACAAAUCUGUUAUGUUGCCAGUUAUUGCUAUGCUCUUACUGAACUUGUAAGAAAUAAUUCAAAAAAGUUGUUAAACAUUACAUCUGUGUACGUUUGAAGUGUGUAUAUGUCUGCUAGCAUUGCUGUUGUGUAAGAGUUGUGUCUAUCCUUCUCUUUAUGUAGCAUUAGCAAACACAUUGAGAAAGAAGGUGGGGGUUGGGGCACGCUAAAAAGGCCGAGACUCAACGGUCCGGCUUUUGGCCACACUUCAACAGGACACGCUCGGCUUUCAAAACCGAUUCUGGCGAACAAAGCUUUGAUGGAAGGGUGAGAAGGGUGAUUUGGAGAGAAAAAGUGAAUCCUUUGACCCGUCCCUGAGAAGCGAUAAAUGCGUAGCCUUCCCACUCAGAAUGAUAAAUGCUCACAUGGUCCUGUGUAGGAUGGGUUAGUGCUAUUGUCAUGGUUGACUUUUCCUCUGUGUUGCAUAAGAUUGCUGUGUUUAAAGAGUAGAGAUGAUACAGAGAUGGGCAUCACCUUUAAUUGCCGUCGGGAUAGAGAGGGUGUUGGUGUGCUCCUACUGAGAGCGGCCUGCUUCAGUAUGAAAAGACUCCCAGCUCAAAGAAGAGCUUCUUCUGCUGCCUCAGACAGUAUCCUAGCAACCGAAUACCGCUGGGUGAAACCAGCCUUAUCUUACAUGUUUUCUGCUCUCCUUUUCUCCUCCGAAGACGGAGGCACUGAUUUGCAUGGUAGACUUCCAGUUAUCUAUCUUUAAUAUGAUGUUUUCGCUUUAUUAUAAUAAUUUAAAAUAACGCUUGAGACAUUUACUGAUAUUAACAAAGGCCAAAGGGUAUGCACUAUUAUCCUGUAUGCUCACAGUCAUUAUAACACCACUGGGAGACUAUAAAUUGGUCAGAUGGAAAAAAUAGUGAUGCAGAAACACAUUUUUACGCACUUAAGUCUAAAUCUGGAACAUUUUAUAGGUUUACUUUUAGGAUUGUCUCUUUGGGGCGUUUUAUGCAGAGCCCAUACAGCAAAGUUGUAUUCAUUGUUAAGUUUUUAUUCGCCUGUUUGAUUCGUUAACUUGAAUUAAGUGGGCUUAAAUUAAACCUUAAUAACUAAAAAAAAAAACAAGUAGGCUUGUAAGUAAUAUCAACUUGGACCUGUUCUGUCUAUAGAAUGUUUAGGAUAAAAAGCCCUCCAUUAAAUAGGCAGAAUAUUAUUGUACAUAUUUGAAUAAUGAGAGUAAUAUUUGAAGCUUUUCUUUUUAUUUACAACUGGGUUGGCAGCAAAACAUUUUUAGAUCCUUCCUCAGCAUGUUUUUAAUGUAAGUUGUCAAGCUGAAUAAAACUCCCUGGAUAAAGAUAACUGAAACCAUCAUAAAUCACAAAUUCAGACAAUCAUUUAAGCACUUUGAAUGUCACUAUGUACCCUGAUAAAGCACAAAAAAGGGUUGAUUCUUAGGCCAUGGAGAUGGUGCUGAUCAGGAAAAGUGUACAAACCGAAUGCUGCGCCCGAAAUGCAAAAAAAGUCUCAGCCAUAUGAGGUUAAUGGUAGUUAAUGAACUAAUCGACUCACUGAAAUACCCCUGAGUGUGGUGUUAAAGAUACAGAGCUUUGGGAUGAAUCAGUAAGAACACUGAGCUUUUGUAUGGCAUGUCAUUCCACCUGACCCUACUGUUCUCCUCACCACUAGAGGUCAGCAUGAUCGUGUAAAACGUUAUUUGUCAGUGGAAUCCAUCCAUUGUUAUCAUAUCUCACAUACACACAAGAGACAAUUGAGAAAUGAGUGGUUCUUGUGCUUUCUGUUUUCUUCAAGCUGCUUUGUUUUCUUCAAGCACUUGAAGAAAACAGGUAAUUUAUUUGGUAAUGUUUAAGUGACAGAAAUUUCUGGCAUGCUGUGUUUUGUUUCUCCAAGUUGUCACAUAUACAUUACAGCACAGUGAAAUUCUUUCGUCACAUAUCCCUUCCUUGGAGGUUGGGGUCAGAGCACAGGGUCAGCCAUGAUACAGUGCCCCUGGAGCUGAGAGGGUUAAGGGCCUUGCUCAAGUGCCCAACAGUGGCAACUUAGCAGUGCUAACCCCUGAUCUUCCGGGCAAUGACCCAGAGCCUUAAUCACUUGAGCUCCCAUAAUACACAGUAAAACAGUAAAAUAACACAACUAAACUGACUGUCAAUAAACUAUGCUUGCACUGAAAUACGCCUUGUAAUGUUAGAAGCCUGUAGGCCAUGUAAACACCACUGUUUCUCAAACUGAGGACCGCAAUUUUAUACCAUUUUUUUCCAGUGUUAAAAUUCACAACUCACCAUUAUCAACACUUUUAUGUUCAUGAUUCAGUUAUUAUAGUUAUCAGCCUGGUCACUUUAAUUCAUUACAAUCCAAACACCAGUAACCAGUAAAUAAAAUGGCUUUUUUUUUUUUUUGUCUGUGAAAAGCCCAGGAAUAAAAUGCUCUAAAAAAUAAAAGGUAAGGUUAAAGGUUCCACUCAUUAAUAUAUCUGAAUAAAUCUGGACUGGGUAUUCAUAGAGAUUUUUUUAACAGUUAAAUGGGUCCAAGGCUUCAAAGGAUUUGAGAACCCCAGACCUAGACAGACAUUCUUGGAAAGUACACCUGGCUAACACUUAUUUGACUAUUCAAAUGUGUGACGCAAUUCUGUCCAGGAACCAUGUGCAACUCGCACAUUUCCUCAUCACCACAGGUGGCUAGACGAGUCCAACACUUUUUAAGAAAGCAUUCAUUUUGUAGCCUCUGUGGCCUCCGUCUCAGAGAUUUGUUUGUGAAAGCUGCCUUUGUAUUGUCGAUGUCAAAGACCGUUUCUGAUGCUAUGUUUAUUUAUUUAUUGUACUAUAUGUACUGUAUAUCAUGGAUGCAUGGGAUGUAUAUAUUUUGGAGUGGCAGAAGCAUAUUUAUCAGUCUUGAACUAGAGAAUGUAAAUGUUUUAGUUGCAUUAGAAAGUAUAUUUUAUAUAGCUGUGGUAUCGAGAGCUGCAAGAACAGGAAAGCAGGAACGUCCAUCUGUCAUAUUGAUGAUGUGUGGCAAACUCUGACCAUCCUGAGGUCCACUGUCUCUACACUCCCACCGUGUGUGUCUGUAUGUCUGUGUGUGUGUGUGUACUCGUUAAAAUUGAGCACGAGUUGAUGCUUUCACUAGCGUUGAGUCUCUGUAUCAGAUCGUUGUUUAGGGAAUGUUUCUUGUCCAGACCUGACCAUCCAUGUGAUGUCUCAUCUGAUGCUGCAGUUUCUAUGGAAUUAAAAUAUGUAAACAAAUAUUUGUGUGCUAUCUCCUUCCUGUUACAUUUUACAUAGCUAAAUAAUUCACUCUUUUAUUGAUUGAUAAUUUGAUCAGUUAUUGACUGUGUAAUGGUCAAGUCUUUGUGUUUCUUAUAUUUCUGUGGAUUAUACAGAGGCGCAUUCGUAGACAUUUUGUCCAUCAUUCAAAGAAAAAAAAUCUUAAACCAGACCUGCUGGACUAUGAGGCUGUUGUCAUGGAAACAGAUGUAGUAACAUGAACACUACCUAUCUUUGUCUGAAAGUUGCUGUAUUUUCUCUUUGUCUGAAAGUUGCUGUAUUUUCUUUGUCUGAAAGUAUUUGGCUCAUGCAGUUGAUGGUUGAUGGCAGUGAUGGUUGGCAGUUGACAGGUUUAUAGUUUCUGAUGUUGUCCACCUGUAGUUACUCACCUUUUGGUCCUCUUCAUCAAUACAAAUUGAUUCCCAUACACUCCCAGAAACAACAUGCUGUUAAACUAAACCAUUCCUUGUCACUGGGUUGGUACUCUCAACAUUGUAUUAAAACCUCCCAGGUAAAUACAGUUAUUUUAACUUGCUGUCAUUUCUUUGCAGUGUGGUGAUGGGAUAACAAAUUGAAGGAAGAGGAAUGACAGAAUUUAUAAUACAUGUUGUGAGAUUUGACGAUUUAACCUAAUCAUUGGCAUCUGAUCACUUUUAUGACAUUGUUUUUUUUUACUGUAUUGUUUAAGCAUAUAUAAGAAUCCUUUGAUGGAUGCUGCCCUCUGCUGGUUAGGAUUAACCCUGCAAUUUUUUAUGUGCUCCUUUUACAGUAAUAUAUAUUCUGUAGUAGAGUAUUCUCACCAGCCACUUUAAUAGGAACACCUGUACACCUAAUCAUUCAUGCAAUCACCGAAUCACCUCAUAUGGCAGCAGGGCAAUGCAGCUACAGGUCCAGAGCUUCAGUUAAUGUUCACAUCACAGAGUGAGGAAUGUGUGACAUGGUUGUUUUAUAAUAAUUUUAUAAAACAAUUUUAUAAUAUAUGUAAAUGUAUAUGUAUUAACAUAUUGAGUUCCUACAAUAAAUAAUUAAUAAUAUCUUUGAAAUCUCACUGGCUUAUAGAAGAAGCCUUUAUAUAUUACAGCACAGUGGAAUUCUUUUUAGGGUUAGAGCACAGGUUUAGCUAUGACAAAGCACCCCUGGAGCAGAGAGGGUUAAAGGCCUUGCUCAACUGCGGUAGCCUGGUGGUACUGGGGCUUGAACCACAACCUUCUGAACAACAAUCUAGCGCCCACUUAACCACUUGAGCUACCACUACUUUGACUGCUUCACUACUACUACACCCGGACUCUCUCAUUGUUCAUGUUCACCAGACUACUGAUUACACACAGACUACACACUUUAACAGUUUAUGCAGACUCUAAACAUUCAUGUCAAGUGUUUAGUAUUCAGGUGUUAGUCUUUCAGGUUUUACCUUUUUUUUUUUUUGAUAUUUUCUGCUCUAGUUCAUCCUGUUUGUUCAUUGUUUGACCUUUGACUGUCUUUCAACCAUGUUUUUGGAUUACAUCUUUGAUUGUUAGCCUUGACUAUAAAGAUCACUGUGUACCUGCACUUGCAUCCUUAACCGUUUCCUGGGAGUAGGCUAUAAAUCAUGUAUAUAAAUCUCUUUUGGUUUGGGGUUUUAAAAACUUAUAGCAUGGACACAAGGGUCUGGUGAAAUGAUGACCCGAGUUACACUGUCUUUAAACAUCACGAUUACAAGCAUACCUAAUAUCUUUCUCUCUUUUUCUGUCUUUGUCUGUUAAGCUAUACAUCCCACUGCCAAGCUCCCAGUGUUCUGAGUUUCCAGUGUGACCACUUCUUCUUUCCAGACCUGCCUGAUCCAUCCAGAUGCUCUACCCCUGGUUGGAGUCUCAUCACUUGGUGGUGCUCACUGCUGCUGAGGAUAGAUCUGAGUGAACAGCUAGUGACCCAGGGGACUGUGGACAGAACCACUUGGAGACCAUCACUCCAUCCCUGAACUGCCGUUGCAUCAGUCAGCUUGUGGAAGGAAGUCCAAAAUGAACUCAGAAACUACACUGACCUAUUAGUUCCUCAAGAGCUCUUGGUUUCUGUUGCAAAAAGGACAUUAUUUACGUUUACAUUAUUUAUUGUCCGGUGUCACCCAAAUAAGGAUGAGGUUCACUUGAAGGUUUCUUCCUCAUAUCAUCUCAGAAAGUUUUUUAUGCACCCUCUAAAGCUGCUUUGAGACGAUAUCCAUUGUUAUACAAAUAAACUGAAUUGAAAAUGAA
This is a messenger RNA of Hemibagrus wyckioides, 10760 nucleotides long. RefSeq names its product glucose-fructose oxidoreductase domain containing 1 (gene gfod1). NCBI's taxonomy places the organism in Eukaryota, Metazoa, Chordata, Actinopteri, Siluriformes, Bagridae. The record is from RefSeq and is a predicted model, not a curated record. The transcript has 2 exons. Gene Ontology annotation, molecular function: nucleotide binding. The coding region runs from base 552 to 1727 and encodes 391 amino acids.